AUGCUCAGGUUAUACGAGGGAAUGAUCUUUGUUCCAUACAGCCCUCCAGAAUGCACUUUUGUCCAAAUAAUACAUCGCAAAACAAUUAGGAUUCUCCCUGGAGAAAAGUAUAACAUUCCUGUGUGUCUUAAUUGCCGGCCAGUGUUCGAUAAUAUUUAUGUCCAUACAGGAGAAUCAAGCCUUAUGACUGUGAAUUACAUACAGACCUACACAUCUGAGGAGGGGAGAGGGAUACUAUCAUACAGAGAAUUCCAGGACAUCAAGGUCACAAGGCAAAAGAUAUUGAGGUCGGAGAUAUAUGAAGUAUAUCCUCCGUUCUCCAUCAGAGAGUAUUUCGAUGGAACAUUUCUAUUCCUCAAACUAGAGGAAUUGUUUGAAGAAGGUGCGAUUAAGAAGUACGAGGUUUACAGCGAGAGGAACGAGCGUCUGAAGGGAAAUGGGUCUAUCUACAAAAUAUAUCCAGAUAGAAGGUAUGAUCAGGAGUAUGUUAUUCUCGGAGAAGAGUUUGUAUUUAGAUUUCAGUCUAGAUGUGUCUUUGCAUGUCCAUUUUAUUUCAACUUCUGGGCAGCUGAAGAGACCGUGUACUUCGUUGCAAAGGCAAGGAACAGAGUUUUGGAGGUGGAAUGCCCAGGACUAGCAUCAUCCGACACUUCAAAAGGUAUGAUAUCCCUUCCAUUGGAUCAGUUUAAUAAGCAGGGCAGGUUUCUAUACAUUGGAGACUAUAGUCUUAGAUUCUCUCCCGAGUUUUACAAUCAUUGUGACAGCCAGUAG
Encephalitozoon romaleae SJ-2008 is the source of this 771-nucleotide messenger RNA. RefSeq lists its product as hypothetical. Bases 1 to 771 code for a protein of 256 amino acids. The record is from RefSeq and is a predicted model, not a curated record. Lineage: Eukaryota; Fungi; Microsporidia; Unikaryonidae. The transcript has a single exon.